Molecule: messenger RNA, 663 nt
Organism: Glycine soja
Lineage: Eukaryota; Viridiplantae; Streptophyta; Magnoliopsida; Fabales; Fabaceae
Product: hydroxyisourate hydrolase-like
Exons: 9
Coding region: 1-663 (220 amino acids)
Biological process (GO): carbohydrate metabolic process
Molecular function (GO): beta-glucosidase activity
Source: RefSeq, a predicted model, not a curated record
AUGGAAUCAGAAAUAUCUCUGAAUUUUACUUUGAUGCUGACUCUCUUACAUUUGGUUAAGCUGGUUGUGGGAGUGUUGAUCAAUAUUUUUGGUUCAGGCACCACUGCUUAUCAAGUGGAAGGUGCUGCUAAUGAAGAUGGAAGAACUCCUACCAUCAGGGAUACCUUUGUCCAUGCUGGGUAUGGGCAUGGAGAAAAUGGAGAUGUACCCUCUGAUGGGUACCAUAAAUAUAAGGAAGAUGUGCAUCUCAUGGAGGAAUCAGGUCUUGAAGCCUAUAGAUUUUCCAUUUCUUGGUUGAGAUUGAUACCAAAUGGUAGAGGACCUAUCAAUCCCAAUGAAUUACAAUAUUACAACAGUGUUAUUAAUGAACUUAUUAGCAAAAGAAUCCAACCUCAUGUUACACUGCACAACCGUGAUCUUCCUCAGGUACUUGAGGAUGAAUAUAGAUUUAACAAUGAAGGAUGUGUUAGUCGUGAUAUCAUAAAAUGCUUCACAAACUAUGCAAAUGUGUGUUUUACAGAGUUUGGUGAUUGUUACGCUCUUUGCUAUUCGACAAGUGUACCGAGUCCACAAGACCAACAAUAUGGAUAUGUUGGUAUAUUUGUUUAUACAUUUGGGUUCAUUCCUCUUACAGAUGCAGAGAAAGAUAAGACAGCCUUCUAA